GCUGCGGUGUCAGUCUAUCAUGAAUUUGAUCUGUAUCUCAAAUAUAUAUUCUACUGUUGCGAUCGCAUUGCCUAUCAUCAAGCCGUGCUUAUAUCAGCUUAGUACAUAACUCCUUGGUUGCAGGAUACUGUAUAUGUACCACUCGAAAUCAGAUCCCAGCAUAAACAUGGGUGGAGGUGAUCCAUAGAUCUGUGUAAAGUGACAGUUUAGAUGCGGGAUUCAAACAGUGCAUUUCGUGUCGUGACUUCGUAGUGCUGCAUUGAUCAUUCUUGCUCCAUUGAAAUGGCUCCAAAUUUUCGUGUAAUGGGUUACAUUUACACCGGGUUGUGUUGGGCUGCGUCUAUUUUAUUGAUCAUUAACACAAGCAACACUGUCAAACCAAGUGGUUACUACGGUGAGAAAACCAGCGUCGUCAGCAUUAUAAUACUUUUUGGAUCCCUGAUUUCCUUAAUAUUCAAUGCCUUACUCACGUUUGGAUUGUUAAUGCAUCGAGUGCAAUUCAUCAAGUAUCAUUUACGCUUUGUGUCUACUAUUUAUGCAUUGUGCAUCAUUGGACUGUUCAUUGGCUGCAUUUUGGGAGGAAUCGUAAUAGGGAAUAAUGGUGAAAUGGAUGUUAAUGGAAUUGGUGCUGCAGUGACCGUAAUGUCGUGGAUAGUCAUCAGUGCAAUAACCUUUGUGACUUUGGAAUAUGCGUUGAUCGCAUGGAUUCUCAAAGGUGUAAUGCGCGUUAUUUCGAAUAAACGGAUGACAGUCUCUGACAAUGCGAAUGAGAUGACUUGAAUCAAUUUUUGCAUACUGAAAAUACAUCACAGCAUAACAUUUUAACUUUAAGUUGAGAAUAAUCAAAUAAUUACCUUAGUUUAUUUUUAUUAAGAAAUACAAGAAAUU
Messenger RNA from Aedes aegypti (yellow fever mosquito), 888 nucleotides. RefSeq lists its product as uncharacterized. The transcript is spliced from 4 exons. The record is from RefSeq and is a predicted model, not a curated record. The coding region runs from base 283 to 780 and encodes 165 amino acids. NCBI's taxonomy places the organism in Eukaryota, Metazoa, Arthropoda, Insecta, Diptera, Culicidae.